AUGCCAGAACACACUAGCAAAUUUUCAGUUUUCUCAAAAAUUGUCACGUCCUCCCUUUUAGUACUUUCAUAUACUUUUGUUGAAUCAUGGGAUAGCGUACCAUGCCAAGAAAAUGCCGUCAGAACCAGCAGAUUGUUAACAGGCCAUACCCUAAUAGGAAACGUACAAGGAACUCAAUACCCAUAUUUAAAAAAUAAACUCAUUGAGUUGUUGGACGAAGAAAAUGAUGCUUCUGGAAAAAGCUUAAACUACAUAGUACACGAUGGGGUGUGCAGAAAUACUUUUAGCAACCCAAUCCAUGAGGACAAUUCCCAACAAAGAAGCUACCGCAAUUUAGAUGCAUCCUUUGAUCAUAUUAGAAGAACCAAUGAAAUGAAAAGAAGACUACAAAAAGAAUCAAAAGGAACUAAUGAUUCCUUAGACAUCGACUGUUUCCAUGAUGACGAAGAGUCUUCACGCACACCAUCAUCUAUGGCAUUGGAAAGGUAUGAUAAAUCCAGAUGUUCUCGCAAAUAUUUAACGUCUGCAUUAAAAAAAAGAACAUCAAGUGGAUCCAUACAAUUCGACUACAAACCUGAAGAAAACUUCGAAACUCUUAAAAAAAUGGUUAUGAAAGUUUCUGGAGCAGAAAACCCAUUUGAGCGUGGAUUCAUUGGAGCUUUACAAAAAUUCGAUAAAAAAUUCGAAAUCGAAUUAUUACGUUCAGUAAAUGACAAAGCUCUUUCCGACUAUGAUGAGUGCAGAUAUAAAACCGCAAUAGGAAAAUACAAACACUUUAUGAAAAAAUUUAGAGUGUUCUUACCACCAACUAUGAACAUGGCUAUUUUAAUGUUAAUGUUGGUAUUUCAAUCAUUAUUUAUCCCGGGAAUCUUUACAUUUUUGUCAUUCACAUUCUUUUCAAUGAUGUCUUACUAUGGAUAUAAAUUUGCAAAAAUUAACAAAAUGAAGAGACAUUACAGAAACUUUGUGAAAACGGGAAGAUUCAGAAAACCAAUUGAAUACCAAAAGAAUUAUUAUUCUUAG
Messenger RNA from Plasmodium coatneyi, 1023 nucleotides. RefSeq lists its product as uncharacterized. NCBI's taxonomy places the organism in Eukaryota, Apicomplexa, Aconoidasida, Haemosporida, Plasmodiidae. Bases 1 to 1023 code for a protein of 340 amino acids. The record is from RefSeq and is a predicted model, not a curated record. The transcript is spliced from 2 exons.